Molecule: messenger RNA, 1626 nt
Organism: Salvia miltiorrhiza (redroot sage)
Lineage: Eukaryota; Viridiplantae; Streptophyta; Magnoliopsida; Lamiales; Lamiaceae
Product: myosin-binding protein 2-like
Exons: 2
Coding region: 117-1472 (451 amino acids)
Molecular function (GO): myosin binding
Source: RefSeq, a predicted model, not a curated record
AUAAUUGUUAUUUUAAUGAAAAUGAAAACUACCGCAUAUCUUUUAAUGCGAUUACCUAAAUUUCCUCCAUUCCACAAAGGGCAGCUUUUCAUUGUGUGUCUCACAGAGAAAAAUCGAUGGCGGGCAACAAGUUUGCAAGCAUGCUGCACAAAAACUGCCCAAGAAUUAUAGUGAUUCUAGUGUAUGCACUUCUUGAAUGGAUCCUAAUACUCCUCCUCCUCAUCAACUCCUUCUUCUCACAUCUCAUUGCAAAGUUUGCGAAAUUCUUUGGCCUUAAACCAUCGUGCACAUGGUGCUCCACACUUUCCAACUCCAAAAGAAAUCCUCAUUUUGAUCAUGUUUGUGAGGCACAUGGCGCCCAGAUAAGCAACCUGAGAUUCUGCUCUGCUCACAACAAGUUGGCUGACUCCCACCAUCUCUGCACCCGCUGCUCGCCCGCGCUUGCAUUCUUUACAGGGAUGAGCAUGAGUGAGAGUGAGAAUGCUUCUCCACAAGGAGGCGACUGCAGAUGUUGGUGCUGUGAUGAUCAAAUCCUCACCACAAGCCUCUAUCCUCAUCAAUCUCUCAUCUUCAAGCCUACUUGGGAUUUUCUUCUUGAAUAUGUUGAUAAGCAUAAGCUACAGUCUGAGGCAAAUCUAGUAAAAAAAGAGAUUGAUGAUGUCGGAAAGAAGGCUGAAAUUGUUGAAGAUUCAAACCUUGAGGUUCAAGAAUGGGAUUCUAGCCAGACAACCGAUGAUCCCUCGAGUCUAGGAUGCAACGAAGAUGUGUAUAUAGCAGACAUGAAUGCAGAAUUGAUGGAUUAUGAUAGAUUCAUAUGCAUAGAGCUGAUUGACACAGAUGCCGUUGCUCUCACACUCACAAACACCUCACAACAAGGAAUUGGCAGCAACAGAGCGGCAAAGCAGUUGAAUGUGGAAGCCGAGCUAGAAGAAGAAAGAGAAGCUGCAGCAGAAGCAGCCAAGGAAACAAUGGCUAUGAUAACGAAGCUACAAGAGGAGAAGGCGGCAAUGCAAAUGGAAGCGGCGCAGUACCAAAGGAUGAUGGAGGAGCAAGCCGAAUACGACCAGGAAGCGCUGCAGCUCCUCAACGACCUCAUCACCAAACGAGACAAGGAGAAUAAGCAGCUCCACAAGGGGCUCCAGAUAUACAAAUCUCAUUCCACUCAAAUGGAAGAUGCAUCUUUAGCAGAACUCGACCAGGAAAGGGUGUCCAUCCUCCAACAAGUUAAGCAUUUGGAAGCCAAGCUCCCACUUUUUGAGGAAUUAGGGCAUGUGUAUGAGAGGCUGCAAGCUCUUGAAGCAGAUAGCGAUUUUCUCAAACACUGCAUACGCUCCAUGAGCAAAGGCAGUCAGGGGAUGGCUCUUCUCCAAGAGAUUUUGCAGCAUCUUCGAGAUCUCAAAUCGGUAAACCAGCUGCCUCAUAUUCCAUUAUCAGAGAUCGAACAAGAUCAUCCACAAUUUUCAUCACCAUAAUUACUAGGAUACAAAAUAUGUUUUCCUUUUCAAAAAAUGUUAAAGCUACAUUGUGUUGCUUCAUCAUCUUGUACAUUACAUUUACAUGUAUCAAGUGAGCAACAAUUCUCAAAGAGUCGUUGCAUUAGUUCAUUCUAUGGAUUUAAGUUGAACA